AUGGUACAUUCAUUCUCAAACUGUCCUUUGCGAUCCUCCUGUCUGCUCAUUACAAACCACUCUAAUCAGCAUAUAGUGACAGCAACAGACGAGGUGCUGGAUCUGCUAGGCUAUUCCAUGUCAGACAUCAUUGAUCAUUCGAUACAGCAGUGCCUCCAUCUUAAGCUAUCGUCAGAGAUAUCAUGUAUACCUCAGUGCAAAAUAAGGCACGCCAAUGGCAGUAUGCUGAACUUUCAAGUGUGCAUACAUCAGGAUCCACUGGGAAGCAGUAGCUGUCUGGAUUAUUGGCUGAUUCGAUUAUCUUCCACAUCCUCAAACACUUUGCUAAGCUCAACAUCUACAAUAAAUAAUGCAACAUCUGUGCUCUGUCUCAGUCCGUUUGGCACCAUUGAGCAAAUACAGGCUUCUCCCAUCCUCAAACAGCCCCCACAUGAGCUGUUGGGCAGACCCGUCAUGGCAUUUGUAUACAAGGACGAUGUGGAGCCACUGUGCGCCAACCUCUCCAGAAUCUGCUCGUUGCAGCAGCAGCACCGCUAUCACCAUGUGGUGGAUCCCCUGUUUAUUCGAUGGUCCAGUCUACCUUAUCUGCUCUCCACCUCCAUGCUAGACCACGAAGACAGCUUAAACUACGAUUGGAUGUCGUUUACACUCAUGUCUGGAAACAGCAACAGCAACAACAGCAGCAUGCGGCGACCUAUCUGCAUCUUGCAGCCAUUACAAAUACCAACGAAAGAAGCAACAGCAUGUGAAGAGUCAUUAGUGUUACAUUUUUCUGUAUUUGACCAAUUGGUAGACUAUUGCAAAUACAUGAUCCAAGUAGCUGAAGAUAGUAAAGUGUACAUUAUCGAGUUCUAUCAUCACGCUGUCUGCAGCCUCAUAGAGCUGCUCUCCAUUUUCAUGCAACAACAUCCAGCAUUACAAGAAGCGGCACACCCAGAGGACGAGGCUCCAUGCACCACUCCAAAUGCCACACCAGCAAGUAUUCACAGUGUCUUCUGGAAUUUCGUCAAAUCAAACUACAUUUUGCAGAGAUCUCUCACCAUCCUGGAGUUCACUGGUCUUUUGGACCAGCAUCAUUAUUUUAAGACAUGCAUCGAAACUGUAUCUAACUGA
Mucor velutinosus is the source of this 1113-nucleotide messenger RNA. RefSeq lists its product as uncharacterized. The transcript has a single exon. NCBI's taxonomy places the organism in Eukaryota, Fungi, Mucoromycota, Mucoromycetes, Mucorales, Mucoraceae. The coding region runs from base 1 to 1113 and encodes 370 amino acids. The record is from RefSeq and is a predicted model, not a curated record.